UUAGGCAAUUUGAAAACGUAGCACCUCGUUAUUUUUACAUUGUCUGUAGGAAUGAUUUGUUCUCGUAUAAAUAAGGGCUCUGUGUAAUAUCGGAAUAUGCUUGUAUUAUUUCGGUAGUAGUUUGGUCAUAGGGAAAGGGUAUUUGCAUAUGGUUGCAUAAUGAUUGUAUAAAGGUCAAAGUACAGUUUCAAUUAAUAUGGAUUCUUUCAGUUUACGAUAGUGAAAAUUGGCGAAGUUGAGUUUCUGUAAUUCGCUUAAUAUUUUGUAAGGUGCCAGAAGUUACAAAGUAGCCUUCCUGAGCAAAUUCCGUGUGGACAGAGUUGAGUGAAUUUGGGUGUCAUGUCACAUUGCUCCCUCCUUAAGGCUGCUUGUCUCGAUUAGGCUACAGGUGUACCACCAGUUAGGGGGCACAGUCAGACACAAAGCAAGAUUCUCACAAGACAUAAAAUUCAUCUUUUACAAUGAGUGACUAUGAGGAUGCCAUUGAGACCUUAGAGGAUGCAGCACUGGGUUUAGGUGAAGGUCUCCGUCGACGUCCAAUAUGGGAUCCAGAGAGGGAGUCACUUUCAUCAGAUAUCCCUGUGUUUCGUGAUGUGAAUGAACUGCUGGAUGAUGAUGCCAGUGUACUAGCAGAGGAGGACGAUGGUGUUGGAUGUCCUUUACCAAGUACUCCUGAAGAUGAGCAUCUUUUGGACUGUGAGAUUACAGAGGUAUUGAAAGCAGGUGUUCUAUCAGAUGAAAUAGAUCUGGGAGCAUUAGCACAUAAUGCUGCAGAGCAGGCUGAAGAAUUUGUACGGAAAGUGUGGGAGGCAUCAUGGAAAGUCUGCCACUUCCGGAACCUGCCUCGCUGGCUUCAGGAUAAUGACUACCUCCACGCUGGACAUCGACCUCCAUUACCAAGUUUCUAUGCUUGCUUUAAGAGUAUCUUCCGAAUUCACACGGAGACUGGAAAUAUAUGGACCCAUCUUCUUGGUUGUGUGGCUUUCAUUGGGGUAGCAACCUACUUCUUGACACGCCCAAGUGUUGAAAUUCAGCUACAAGAGAAACUAGUGUUUGCAGCAUUCUUUGCUGGUGCUAUUCUUUGUCUAGGACUGUCCUUUGCCUUCCAUACAGUACAUUGUCACUCGGAAUGUGUCGGUAAAUUAUUCAGCAAGUUAGAUUAUUGUGGCAUUGCAAUGCUCAUCAUGGGAUCAUUUGUUCCGUGGCUGUAUUAUGGCUUUUACUGCCAGUUCCAGCCAAAGCUCAUCUACCUCAGUGUUGUUAUAUGCCUUGGAGUAUCUGCAAUCAUUGUCUCUCUAUGGGACAGGUUCAGUGAGCCUAGGUAUCGACCUCUUCGUGCAGGGGUAUUCAUGGUAUUUGGACUUAGUGGAGUGGUGCCUGCUGUUCAUUAUGCCAUCUCUGAGGGGUGGUUUAAUGCCAUAUCACGAGCAUCUCUUGGCUGGCUUAUACUAAUGGGCUGUCUAUACAUCCUUGGAGCAAUGUUUUAUGCUUUGAGGGUACCAGAGAGAUUCUUUCCUGGGAAAUGUGACAUAUGGUUUCAGAGUCACCAGAUAUUCCAUGUGCUAGUGAUUGCAGCAGCUUUUGUGCAUUAUCAUGGAAUAUCAGAAAUGGCUAUGUAUAGAAUGACCGUUGGUGAAUGCACAACUCAAAAUGCUGCUGCCAUGGCCUUCUGAUGUCAUCAUAUGUCCGGUACAACAUUGGGGAAUCAUAGGACUCUUAUGAAAUUGACACCACACAGUUAUAUACCACAUCAGAAUAUAUUACUUGAAUGACAUUAAAACAAAGAAAGAAGUCAUCAGAAUAAUUAUUUUCUUGAGGAAAAGUUUUGGAAUUCAGCCCAAAAUCUUGGCUUACGUGUUUAACAUAGUGUCAUGCAAUGCAAAAUUACACAAGGAAAUUCAAGAAAAUGUUACCUAUGUCAAAUUACAGAAAAGUUUGAAAUGAACCAUUAUCCAUAAGUUUACUCUGACAUGCGGAAGCUGAAAUUAACCAUUAUCCAUAUACUACUCUGACAUGUGGAAGACAUAGUAUGAAACCUGAAGUAUGGGAGAAAGUUAUAUCAGUUGUAUUAUCAGUGUAAUUUGACCCAACUCAUUGAAAGUCUUUACUUUCUUGAAUGAUGUUCACAACAGCAAGGCUCGAUUGGUGUCCAUUUUAUACUGCCGCAUCUUACACUUCAAUUAACACAGUAGCUAUUUAUGAGGGGAAAUUGAGAUUAUGUGAUGAUUAAAUAAGAGCCAUUGUAGAAAUAAAUGAGCUAAUACAGUUUAUAGAAGUUAGCAAAACUAAAUGAAAAGUUGGUGGAACAGAAUUAAUGAAAAUAUUUUCCAGAGACUCAAUUGCAUAAAUUAAUGUGACCUUUAAAAGUGAAAGAAAUGUUUUUUCAUCUGCAUAAAUGGGAACAAUUUAAAUAUUUUAACACUUAUAGUGUUUGUAAUUAGAAUUGUAUAAUCUGGUCAGGUGAAGCUGUAAACGAGUUAGCCAGUAUACAUGUAAAGAUAGAUAAUUCAAGCCAUAUUCAGUAUACAUUCUCUUUGUUUAUAUAAAUCAUCACACCAACCAUUUUGCAUUUAAGGAGGCAUAUAUUGAACCGUAGAAUGUGAAUUUUUAAUCUAAAAGAAGGCAGCUAGAGAAAAUAUCUUAAAAGACACUCAAAAGAAUUUUCAUGACAUAAAAUAAUGAAGUGUUUGUAUGUUUGUUUGUUUGUUUGUUUGUUUGGCCCCCUUUCCUUAAAUUUGGUUAUGUUCUAUGAAAAAAGAGCAGGAACCUGUAUUUAAAGUAACCUACCCGCACAUAAAAUUUCAUAUAUUUGUGAGUAGUAUUAAGCAAUCUGUUAUUGAAAAUUUGUUCAAUAUGCAUCUGUUUCAUUUUCUCUGCAGUUAACCAUCAUGUUUGUAGGAAAUUAAGUAUGGUACCAGAUCAGCAGAUCAGAUAUUGAUCAAACUAAAAGUGAAACGUCAGACAAACACUGAUCUUGUGGACUGUGGAACAGUGAUCUUAUAAUGCCUAACAGAAUCUGUUGUAGUGUGGGGACAUUCAUUGGCCAAGUUCUGUGGUAAUAUAUGUACUGUCCUUAAUACUGCCUGUGCUUAAUACCUAACCCUUUUAAGGAAGCAUUUCAGCAGUUUCAAAACAACUUCAUACUGUAUCAGUUUUGAGAACAGUUUUUAGUUUUGGAAUUAGGGCAAUUGGUUUUAAAGACCUGUCAAUAGCUGGGGCUGUUUGUCAUCAUCAUCAUCAUCAUCACUGGCACGACAGCCCUUUGUGAGCCCUGGCCUUCCUCAGGAUUCCUUGCUGUUCUUCUCUAUUCAAUGCUACAUUCCUCCAGUGGGGCUGUUUCUGCCUGACUUAAAUUUAAAGUUCAUUGAAGUAUGACAUACUUCUGAUAUAUCCGACAUAUACUCGAUACAGUGUGUUUGUUUUACAAUAUCUCAUUAGGAAAAUACUGUCUUCCAGGAUGUGGCACUUUGUAGAGGAAUAUGCUGCCUCUACCUAAGGUAGGAUGGAGAUGGAGUCAUCACAUUCUUCUGAAACACUGGUAAAUAUCUACCAGGCUAAAUGGUGUCAAGUUUCAGUCCACAUUAUUCGUCAUAGUCAUCUGAAAUCUCACAAUGUCUCAUUUUUUAAAAAAGUUCUUAUCUAUCUUUUACGUAACUGGUAUUUUAAAUUUGUAUUAAUAGGUUGUAAUAUAAUUCUUCAUGUUUUAUAAAGCAGUGUUAUUCAUAGCAGUGAGCUUCAAUUGGGUACGCAGAAAAGAAUUCUGAGUUUUCUGCUGGGUCAUUGUUACCAGAUUUUAAUAGUACUGUUGUACGAGAAGGUAUGUUAUUAAAAUUAUGUCAUCAGAAUAUUUCCUAACUAUAAUUUUGAGUAUUUAAAUAUAUGUCUUACUCAUUUGUGAAAAAUUUGCUUUGGCACUGUAAACAUAUUAGUGCCAUUUUCUUAAGAUAGAAUUUCCUCAGAAUCUGUUUCAUAUUGAAAAUCCCUUUAAUGGUGGUAGAAAGUAACAAAUUUAAAUCUACCUGCACCAUACAGUAUAGCAGUACAUACCCAUGUUGCAUUCAGUGUAAAGGCUUUUAUAAAUUGGUUUCUGGGCUCUGAUGUCAUAGGUAAAAAUAUGUUACUACUAAAGGAGAAAUAAUUAUAAAGAUUUGUAAUCAUUAUAAAUUAAUGAAUUCAUUCUAUGAGAUCUGUAUAUUUCUCAACAGUUGAUAAGGAUGGUGGUUCAAGACCAUUUCAUUCCAUAUUUGAAGUACUGUAGAACAUGGAAACUGAAUGUGGUAAAGUGUGUGAGGUAUGCUUUUGAAUUUAAAUAUGUUUUUGUUACAAACUGAAUGUGUAUAUAAUUUUGUUAAGUGUGUAUUUGUUUUAUAUACAAAGUUAAUAAUUUGUUUCUUGUUUGUAAAUUUAAAAAUAUGAUUAUAUAUUAUCUUCACUGUAAUGCUGAAAGUUAAGAGUGACAGGGUUUAUGUGGUAGGCCUAAAUUUAAUGUCACCAUUCUUGUAAUACUCAAAUCUUUAAGAAUAUUUUCUUCUUGAAUUGUUACUAAAGAGGAUGAUCUGUAAUAUCUAUAUGCUUAUAGUUUCCACUAUAUAUACUUUAUUUACUUGCAUCUGAUAUAUAAAGGCUUCAUCAGGACCCAUAAUUAGUGUGGGGAUGUUUAAAAAAA
Cryptotermes secundus is the source of this 4666-nucleotide messenger RNA. It is a transcript of the gene AdipoR, whose product is annotated as adiponectin receptor protein. Gene Ontology annotation, molecular function: signaling receptor activity. Gene Ontology annotation, cellular component: plasma membrane. The coding region runs from base 462 to 1673 and encodes 403 amino acids. The record is from RefSeq and is a predicted model, not a curated record. Gene Ontology annotation, biological process: adiponectin-activated signaling pathway. NCBI's taxonomy places the organism in Eukaryota, Metazoa, Arthropoda, Insecta, Blattodea, Kalotermitidae. The transcript is spliced from 9 exons.